UUCAAUACGUCUUCAGUGCCACUGCGCCACCUAGAGGAGCUGAACGGGGUCGCGUCCUCCUGUACCUCUCACGAGGGCAAGUCCCCCCUCUCAGAACGACUGCGGCUGCCAAGCGGCAAACCCACCCUCGGAAGCAGCCUCCUCAGAAAGGCAAAGCAAAGCCAGCCGCCUUGCUCGCCCGCUCGCCCGCCCGCCUUGACCUUACAGAGUUGGGAAACUCUCGCUGGGGGCGCGCGUACGAAAGAGCGGCGUGAAAGGAGAGCUCGAAGAGCCGCAGCAAGCCGCGAAAGCAGUCCCGUAGAGGGGGGCCACCCCACCGACAUAAGCCAGCUGCCCCAUCCCCUCUCCUUUGCCCGACGGGACAAUUCAGAAGCCGGGAUGGCCGGUGAGAGAAGCAGGGGCUGCAGGAGCGCUUUGGGCUCCGCGGCGCUGUGGCUGUGCGCCCUCGCGUGCCUCUCCGCGAGGCUGCCUUCAGCACACGCCGCGCAGCGACAGGAGGACACCCUCUACCUGUGGAUUGACGCCCACCAAGCUCGCGUGUUAAUAGGCUUUGAAGAGGAUAUUCUGAUUGUUUCAGAAGGGAAGAUGGCCCCCUUCACUCAUGAUUUCAGAAAAGCUCAGCAGCGAAUGCCAGCUAUUCCAGUCAAUAUUCACUCCAUGAAUUUCACCUGGCAAGCAACUGGAAAGGCUGAAUAUUUCUAUGAGUUCCUGUCUUUGCGGUCUCUGGAUAAAGGCAUAAUGGCUGACCCAACAGUAAACAUCCCUCUUUUGGGAACAGUACCCCACCAAGCAUCAGUUGUUCAGAUUGGAUUUCCUUGCCUUGGGAAGCAAGAUGGUGUGGCAGCAUUUGAAGUUAUAGUAAUUAUCAUGAAUUCAGAAGGCAAUAUUAUACUCCAAACGCCACAGAAUGCCAUCUUCUUUAAAACAUGUCAACAAGCUGAAUGUCCUGGAGGAUGCAGAAAUGGAGGGUUUUGCAAUGAAAGACAUGUCUGUGAAUGUCCAGAUGGAUUUUAUGGUCCUCACUGUGAAAAAGCUCUAUGUACACCACACUGCAUGAACGGUGGACUCUGCGUCAUGCCUGGAUUAUGCAUCUGUCCACCUGGUUUCUAUGGCAUCAACUGUGAUAAAGUAAACUGCACCACUACCUGCUUCAAUGGAGGAACAUGUUUUUAUCCUGGAAAAUGUAUUUGCCCAGCAGGCCUUGAGGGGGAUCAGUGUGAAAUUAGUAAAUGCCAUCAGCCAUGUAGAAACGGAGGUAAAUGUACUGGUAAAAAUAAAUGCAAGUGCUCCAAAGGCUACCAAGGAGAGCUUUGUUCAAAGCCUGUCUGUGAACCUGCUUGUGGAUUAUAUGGCACCUGUAUUGAACCCAAUACAUGCCAGUGUCAAGAAGGCUGGCAUGGAAGGCACUGCAAUAAAAGGUAUGGAGCCAACCUUCUGAACGCCCUGAGGCCAGCAGGCACCAAGCACCGACAGUACACACCCUCACCUAAAAGGGCUGAAGAGAGGCAAGAGCCUGCUGAAUCCAAUUAUAUCUGGUGAACUGCAAACAUCUGAAACGUUUUAUGUUACACAAAGUUCAUAGCCUUCAUUAACCUUUCAUGUGUUGAAUGUUCAAAUGCUGUUCAUUACGUUUUAACAUUACUGGCCUGAAUUUUACUAGUUUCAUUAUAAACCACUGAGCUGAUAUUUUUAAUAUUCCUUUUUAAGUUUUACUUCUCUAGCACAGUUAUAUAGGCUUCUUCAGUUAUAUAGGCUUCUUGUUUCCAUAGCUUUUGACCGGUUUCUUUUUGUCCAGUAUUUCAAUUCUUCAUUGAAUCAAUAUUUUCCUGUUCAGAAAUUCCUGAGAACAAAUUAAGAAUCUAAAAAAGGAGAGUGUUAUAAAUGCAGGUUUCAUACAAAUUCUUCUUCUGAAUUGUGCUUAAACAACUAGAAGAUUUAAUUUUAAUUUUGGCAUGAUGAGAGUUUUACCUGUUUUGUUAAAUAAAACAAAUGCUUUCUAAUUUAAAACCAGUUCCCAUGUCUACAGGAUGUUCUAUAUUAAAUACAAUGUGGUUGUAGUGUUGAAACAAUAUAAUAUAUUGGGAACAAUGUGGAACUAUGAAGUAUGAACACAAAUGUUUGCAUUCGCUUAUAGCAAUAUAAUAUAUUGCACACAAAACAGCUCUUAUGUAAUAAACAUUUUUAUACUGAUUUUUAUGUAUGAAAUAAAG
Messenger RNA from Pogona vitticeps (central bearded dragon), 2210 nucleotides. RefSeq names its product Wnt inhibitory factor 1 (gene WIF1). Gene Ontology annotation, biological process: anatomical structure development. Gene Ontology annotation, cellular component: cell surface; extracellular region. The record is from RefSeq and is a predicted model, not a curated record. Gene Ontology annotation, molecular function: signaling receptor binding. Lineage: Eukaryota; Metazoa; Chordata; Lepidosauria; Squamata; Agamidae.